Messenger RNA from Dunckerocampus dactyliophorus (ringed pipefish), 3595 nucleotides. It is a transcript of the gene csrnp1b, whose product is annotated as cysteine-serine-rich nuclear protein 1b. Gene Ontology annotation, molecular function: DNA-binding transcription factor activity, RNA polymerase II-specific; sequence-specific DNA binding. The coding region runs from base 251 to 1954 and encodes 567 amino acids. The record is from RefSeq and is a predicted model, not a curated record. NCBI's taxonomy places the organism in Eukaryota, Metazoa, Chordata, Actinopteri, Syngnathiformes, Syngnathidae. Gene Ontology annotation, cellular component: nucleus. The transcript is spliced from 5 exons. Gene Ontology annotation, biological process: regulation of transcription by RNA polymerase II.
UGCGUCACGUCACACGCCGGGAGGGAGUUUUCCACUGACGACAAAAAAGCCAAAGCGCUCUUCGCUGAGCUCCAGACAAGAAGCGUCUCUGCUGCCGCGAGCAGGCACACAAUAGCGGCCACAGCUUGGCGGAGCACAGCGCGGGGAUCCCUUCCUAUUUAUUCUUUUUCUUUGGAUUAACGCCAUCACUGCCCACGGACACUUUACCACUCAUGGUGAUCGGACACUGCUGAUCAUCCACGCCAGCGCCAUGACCGGGCUUCUCAAGAGGAAGUUUGAGGAGGUGGACGAGGACCCGUGCUACUCGUCGCCCUCGCCCUCCUCCCUCUCGUCGGCCUGCUCCGCCUGGGACUCGGAGGGCGAGAGCUGCUACUCGGACACCCUGGAUUCCACUCCCAGCAACCCCGGCUCCCCGGCAACCACACAUUUCACCACGACCUCCAUUCUCAAGAAGUCCAAGAGAGCACGGCGCAGCAAUGUGACCUUUGACCAGGUGACGGUCUUCUUCUUCCCGCGGUGCCAGGGCUUCACCAGCGUGCCCAGCCGAGGGGGGUGCACUCUGGGCAUGACGCCGCGGCACAGCGCGCUGCGCACGUACACGCUCGCCGAGUUUGCGGUGGAGCAGCGGCUGCUACGCCGAGAGAAAGUCCUCGACAGGCUGCGGGAGGAGAAGCUGGAGGCUCUCAAGCUGAAGCUCACAAAAAACGGAACCCAGGACAGCGAAGAGGCGGAGCGGCUGACAGUGGACGACAUUCCUGAGCAGGACAUCGACGUGAGCGGCGCCAACCUGGAGGAGGGCUCCUUCCUCCAGCCGUACCCGUCAAGGCGGCGCUACGCUCUGCUCAAAGCGGCCGGUGUCAAGAAGAUCGACAAGGAGGAGAAGAGGCAGCUGCACGACCUGAGGAUCUCCAGGGAAAACUGUGGCUGCGACUGCCAAGGCUUCUGCGAGCCGGAAACGUGCGGCUGCAGCCUGGCCGGCAUCAAGUGUCAGAUGGACCAUUCGUCUUUCCCGUGCGGCUGCACCAAGGACGGCUGCGGGAACACGGAAGGUCGCAUCGAGUUCAACUCCACCCGUGUCCAGACGCAUUACAUCCACACCAUCAUGAAGCUGGAGCUGGAGAAGAGGCUGGAGGAGCAGUCCAGCACCGACGAGGAGGAAGUUAGCCGCACCGCCGCCACCAGCGACGCCCCGCCGUUCCAGACCAAGCACCACUCCGCGCCGUCCUUUCCCUUCAGCCCCGAGCUGGCGUCCGCCGGUGACAACAGCUGCAGCAGCGACAUGACGGACUUGUCGGACUCUUCGGCGCAGAGCGAGGACUCUGAGGCCGGGCGGAGCCCGUGCGAGCGCCGCACCCCGCUGGACGUGGACGAGAAAGGCCUGAGCCGCAUUCUCAGUUUUACCGAGAGCAGUGGCGACGGCGGGGAAAAGGACGCCCAGGACGCUUCCCAGCGGGCGUCGGCGGAAACGUUCAGCAGCUUCAGCAUGGCAGACUUCGCCGACGAGAACGACAACGUCGACGUGGCGCUGUUGGACGAGCACACGGACAAUCGAGCCGCCUCGGAACUCCUGGACGAGAACGCCAACCAGGGGAACGGGCUGUUCCACGGCAGCGUGCCACACACGCCCUCGCCCACCGUGGACCGCUCGGCCAGCUACAACAUGGACCUGAGCCUGUCGUCCGAGUCGGACCUGGAGUUCUUUGACGGCUUCCCCUGCUUGGGGUCCAGCUCGCUCUACAACUCCCUCAAGGAGUACGAGCACAUGGACAACUUUUUCCACUUUCAGCUGCCCAGCUACCCCAGCCUCCCGCCCGCCGCCGACCCCGGCACCUGCCUCCUGGAGUCCCUCAUCGGCCUUUCUGAAUCCGUCCCGGAACCCCCCACCACUUUUACGGACAAUCAGAUGUUGGAGGAAGCCAUGAAGUUGUCUGUGAUGGAGUCUGUGAAGGUUUGAUGGCUCGGGACCUUGUAGAUGUCAACGUUUUGGGGGAAGCUGUGACAUCCUCCUUGCCUGAAGUCCAAACUUGCCUUGUGAGUGUGAGAUGGCAGCUAGUGACCUCGCUGUCCGUUCUAAAACCAAACCAAGAAGCCGCAGAGGAAGAGGAGGCCCGGUGGUCUGAAUGUGCACCUCAGGGAUCAUUUUUCUAGCUUUUGGAGGCGACAGCGAGCGCUGAGCAAUGCUGUGAUGGUCUUUGCCUUCCCUUUCUCUCCCCAUCCUUUGUGUCCUUGGCCAUGCUGAAUCCUCAAGCUAGUGGACUCUGCCGGUCCCAAGAGGCUCACAUGGUACAAAAUUCCCGCUAAGUCAGCACUUUAUCUGAAGUCAAAGGCGUGCGUUUGGUGGAUUCAGCGGUUUAUUUAUCAGCUCAGAGCAUUACAAGCUGUUUACUUUUGUUAUUCUAAGUUAUUUCCUGGAGGACUUUAAUUUAUUUCUGCCUACUUUCACUCAACAAGCACUGUGGUUUCAUUUAUUUACGCCUUCAAGUGCAAUCCUGCUUUCCAGAUCCCGUUUAGGAAGGUAUUUAAUAUCUAUACAGUCCAUUUAACUUAUUAUCUCAUGAGUUAUUUAACAGUACCCAUGUUGGCAAUAAUACAAGAAAAAGAGCGGGAGGGCCGUGCUGAAUUGACUGGAUGUGCCUGCCAAUCAGGGAAGCCCCGCCCACCGAGGGGACGGCGUGCUCUCAGUGCUUCCCGUGGAAAAACUGUGGAAUCUCCCUCAAAAAGUCACUGAAACUAAAUGAUGGGCUUUGUUGUAUUUCUGCCUGGAUGACGGAAGCAUAGAGAGAAAUGACACUAAUAUUUUCUAACUAAUUUAUGUAGAAUUCUAAUCAAUCACUGACAAAUUGAAUAUUUUAUUAAGCAAAAAAGGAGUCAUUUUCAAUCGGGGACAACGUUUAUAAUAUAUGAACUAUACAGACGUUUAUGGAAGUUAACAUUGUGAAGUAUUUUCGAGAAGGUGCCGCUCAAAAGAUGAAUUUGAUUGUAUUCCGAUUUUUCUUCGGAAAGUCUGUGACUGGUGUUACAGUGUGUUUAGCAAUUUCAAAUGUUUUUUGUGAAUAGAAACUGCAUAUAUUAUACAGUUUUGAUCACACUCUCACAAGCUGAAGAUGAAGAGUUGCCUGCUCGUGUGGGCUAGGGGGCGCUAGAGAGUGGCUGUACAUAUCUCGGCAGCCUUCGAGGAUCCUUCCAUGCAUGCAGGUCCUGCUUGUUCAAACAUUCUUUGUAGACUGCAAAAUUGCCACAAAGUGCACAUUGGAUUUGAUUUUGAUUUUUUGCCUUGUUUCCCCCCUGCUUCUUUGAACUUUGAAAUCCAUGCAGAGUUCUUCUCUUGUACAAAACAUCAAACAGUGAGUGUUUAUCGGUGUAAAGUAUUUACAGUACUGCUUUUUUCUACAUUUCAAAAAUGUGUCUUACUUUUCUUUUGGCUUGUUUUGCCUUUUUGUGUUGUACAUAUUUCAGCUUGAACGGUCCUGCAGAGCAAACAAAGCUGCUUUUUUUUCAUACUCUCACUUUAAGCUGCUGUUCAACAACAGUCUCUUUCCAUCAAAGCCAUUUUGACAACCUGUCCCUCCAUAUAAUAAAACAUUUUGUAAACUGA